Molecule: messenger RNA, 2335 nt
Organism: Lates calcarifer (barramundi perch)
Lineage: Eukaryota; Metazoa; Chordata; Actinopteri; Centropomidae
Gene: ccng2
Product: cyclin G2
Exons: 8
Coding region: 205-1212 (335 amino acids)
Biological process (GO): regulation of cyclin-dependent protein serine/threonine kinase activity; mitotic cell cycle phase transition
Cellular component (GO): nucleus; cytoplasm; cyclin-dependent protein kinase holoenzyme complex
Molecular function (GO): cyclin-dependent protein serine/threonine kinase regulator activity
Source: RefSeq, a predicted model, not a curated record
CUGAUUGGCUGCUGCCUGUGACGUAGAGUGGGCGUGAGCGUUGUGAACAUCAACAAAAGAGAGAAAAAGAGAAAGGAGAGAAAGACGAGAAGGAAUAAGUCCAAGCGACCGCGGAUACAACAGAUAUGUGGAUUUAACUCGCUAAAACAGUGUGAAAACUGUGGUGAAACGUCAGAGAUCCUUUCUUCCAGUGCCAGCUGAGACAUGGACGCCUACAAGCUGAUGAAGGAGCUGCGAGUGAACUAUGAGCAGGAGGUGUUUUAUCUCCCGAAGGAGACGGGAUUGAGCCUCAUCGAGUCCACAACACAGGACGACAGUCGGAUCUCAGCCAAGUGCAGAGAUGCCAAAGUGGAGGACUUGUGGAGCCUGACGAGCUUCUUCGGUUACAGCACGCAGACCUUCGUCCUGGCUGUUAAUCUGCUGGACAGAUUCCUGGCCAUGAUGAGGAUCCAGCCAAAGCACCUGUCCUGCGUCAGCCUCAGCUGCCUUCACAUGGCGGCCAAAGUGACGGAGGAGGAGUGCAACCUGACGCCGACUGAUGAGCUCAUCCGCAUCGGACAGUGCAGGUUCACAGUGUCCGACCUCGCCCGCAUGGAGAAGAUCGUCGCCGAGAAGCUCAACUUCAAGUCCAAAGCCGUCACUGCCUUAACCUUCCUGCACCUGUACCACAGGAUCGCACUUUCACACUCCACGGACAGGAAGGAGACGCUGAACCUGGAGAAGCUGGAGGCUCAGCUCAAAGCCUGUCUGUGCCGGAUCUCCUUCUCUAAGGCAAAGCCGUCCGUCCUCGCCCUGUCUCUCCUGAGGCAGGAGAUCGAAGCCGUCCAAUCGGAGGACAUGUUGGAGAUAGCCUAUCACAUCCAAAGACACCUGAAGAUUGCUGACGCCGAGCUGCUGCUGUGGAGCGGACGUGUGGCCCAGUGUCUGUCGGACUACGCCUCGCCUGAGUGCAGCAAACCCAACCACAGGAAGCUGCAGUGGAUCGUGUCGCGGCGGACCGCCCAGAACCUACACAGCUACCGCAGCGUCCCCGAGCUGCCCACCAUCCCUGAGGGAGGCUGGGACGAGAGCGAAAGUGAGGAUUCGUGCGAGGACGUGAUGAGCUCGGGCGAAGAGUCCCUCAGCAGCUCUCUGGGCAGCGACGCCGAGGGGCCCUUCUUCCCUCUGCACUUCCGCCGCCAAAAACACCGCCAACACCUCCUCCACGCCUGAAGCCUCCGCCAGCCAUCCGGUGCCUGCCCUCCCCACUCUCUCUCUCUUAGCUCUACCUGAUCUUUUUUAAUUUAUUACUAAAUAAGCUCUGGUGCUGGUGGAGAAAAUCAUACAACUGGCAGCUUGAGCAGUCCGGACUCUUCCUGGUAGAUUUGAUAGAUUUUUUUUUUUUUUAGUUUGUUAGAUGUGUUGGUGCAUGUUCAGAUGUCACAUUCCAGGACGCAAGAUUUUUUUAAGCACGUAAAAGUGAUUGUUUGGCAGAUAAAACUCUCUGGUCUUUAAAUGGUGCUGAGCUUGGCUGUCACAUCAGACCAGAAACAGUUCUCACAAGACGAUAAUUUGCCAAAACGUGGUGUUUAUUUAAUAGAAUGUGUUUUGCUUUGACUGUUAUUAACCUAAGACUGUUUUUAUUAAGGGUAAGGAGGAGUUUUGUCUUUGUACAGAGGCUCAGCGGGGCCGGGAUCGUAUCGUUUUGCUUCCUUAACAGAGAAAAAGACUGAUAAUAAGAUGUCAAACUGUUUCCUUAUGAAACAGCGUUUUCAGUCCAUUACAUCAUAUUUUUAAGGCUAGAAAACGACCUUUAUAGCAAAAAUGACGCGACUGCAGCCGCUCUGAUCCUCUGCAGCAAGGUUUAAUUUGCACAGUUUUUUCUUUUUAUCUCAAGUGUUAAAUGGUGGAACUGGAGGAACUGGAGUUUAUGUCUGAAGAGAUGGAGUUCACACCAAGUUUUCCUUGAGGAUCAAACCUCAGUUAAAAAAACAAACAAAAAAACUUUAAUAAGUGUGUGUUUGUGUGUGUGUGAGUGUAUGUAUGUAUGUAUGACCUUAGAUUAAAAUUCAAAAGUUGCCAAUUUUAGGAUGUAGCUCAAAAAAGAAAAGUGUUUGGUGUUUUUGAACUGUUCAGAGAGAGAGAGAAUGUUGAAUGGAACAAAAAUAAUGCUGACCGAGUGUCAAAAAAAGUCUAAAAAAUGUUAAAAAUGUAAAAAAAUGUUAAUACAAAAACAUGUAAAAGUGUAAAUGAUGUACAAAAAAAUGUUAAUAGUUCUUUGUAGAUAUUAAGUUAUUUAUUCUUUUUUGUCACAUGUACUGAAAAAGAAAAAUCUUAUAAAAAAUGUUAUUUUUAA